This is a messenger RNA of Laccaria bicolor S238N-H82, 2365 nucleotides long. RefSeq lists its product as uncharacterized. Gene Ontology annotation, molecular function: carbohydrate derivative binding; L-glutamine:D-fructose-6-phosphate transaminase (isomerizing) activity. Lineage: Eukaryota; Fungi; Basidiomycota; Agaricomycetes; Agaricales; Hydnangiaceae. Gene Ontology annotation, biological process: UDP-N-acetylglucosamine metabolic process; fructose 6-phosphate metabolic process; protein N-linked glycosylation. The record is from RefSeq and is a predicted model, not a curated record. The transcript has 7 exons. The coding region runs from base 1 to 2112 and encodes 703 amino acids.
AUGUGCGGAAUCUUUGGUUACUGCAGCUUCUUGAAGGAAAAGAGUCGGAAAGAUGUCCUUGAAGUUCUUUGCUCCGGUCUUGCUCGCCAAGAGUACCGCGGAUACGACUCGGCGGGUCUUUGCAUUGAUGGCGACAAGCCUGGCCAGGUCAUCUACUUCAAGGAAGUUGGCAAAGUUGCCGGCCUCCGCAAGAAGAUUGCGUUGUCUUCGGUCAACGUUGAAAAGACCACCGUUUCUCAAGUAUCAAUUGCCCACACACGUUGGGCCACUCACGGUCCUCCCUCUGAGAUCAAUUGCCAUCCCAUUCGUUCAGAUCUCAACUCCGAGUUCAUUGUCGUCCACAACGGGAUUGUGACCAACAGCGCCGAGCUUAGACUCGUGCUACAGAAGCGAGGUUACAAGUUUGAGACCGAGACUGAUACUGAGGCCGUUGCGAUCCUUACCAAGUAUAUUUACGACUCUCACAACGACAAACGGCCUAGUUUCACUGAUCUAAUCAAGUCCGUCCUGAAGGAGCUUGAGGGAUCCUUUGCCUUCGUUUUCAAGUCUUUCCACUAUCCCAAUGAAGUGGUGACCGCUCGUCGUGGGUCGCCCCUUCUCGUUGGCGUCAAGACUGACAAGAAGCUCAAGGUUGAUUUUGUGGAUGUCGAAUUUGCUGGACAGGAUGUCAAUGAUACCCGAGUCGACGCACUUCAACCCAAUUCUCCAAGCGCCCUCCUUGCUGUCCCUUCCGCUAAUCCCAAAGUCCUCAGGACGCAAUCCCGCGCAUUUAUGUCGGAGGAUGGCCUGCCUCAGCCCAUCGAGUUUUUCAUUGCGUCUGACGCCGCCGCCAUUGUCGAACAUACCAAGCGUGUCCUUUACCUCGAGGACGAUGACAUUGCCCACAUCGCUGAGGGCGAACUUCAUAUCCACCGACUUCGGCGCAAGGAAGAAGGUGAUCAGUCACCAAACCAGAUUGCGGCCACCCGAACCAUUGAAACUCUCGAGCUGGAAAUCGCUGCCAUUAUGAAGGGCAAAUUUGAUACUUUCAUGCAAAAGGAAAUCUACGAACAGCCCGAAUCUGUUGUCAACACUAUGCGUGGACGUGUCAACUUUGACGAAUACAGGAUUACUUUGGGUGGCCUCCGUGCAUAUUUGCCUAUCAUGCGUCGUGGCAGGCGUAUUGUCUUCAUUGCUUGUGGGACCAGUUAUCACUCCUGCCUUGCCACUCGUGCCAUAUUCGAGGAAUUGACAGAGAUUCCUGUCAGCGUUGAAUUGGCUAGCGAUUUCUUGGAUAGGAAGACCCCUAUCUUCAGGGAUGAUGUCUGCGUUUUCCUUAGUCAAAGCGGGGAGACUGCGGACACGAUCUUGGCGCUGAGGUACUGUAUGGAUAGGGGCGCCCUUUGUGUUGGCGUUGUGAAUACUGUCGGUUCAACGCUUUCUCGCGAAACGCAUUGCGGUGUUCACAUCAACGCUGGCCCGGAAGUCGGUGUCGCUUCCACCAAGGCGGGUUUGCACGCCUAUACCUCUCAAUAUGUCGCUCUUUUGAUGAUUGCCCUGCAGCUUUCUGAGGAUCGCAUCUCUUUCACGGAACGCAGAAACCAGAUUAUUGACGGUCUGCACGCAUUGCCUGCCCAGAUCAAGAAAGUCUUGGAACAAGAUAGCUCUCUGGAACAGCUGGCGAUGACAGUUGCGGCUAAUAAAAGUCUUUUGUUGAUGGGUAGAGGCUACCAACAUGCCACUUGCCUCGAGGGAGCCCUCAAGAUUAAAGAAAUAAGCUACAUGCAUUCGGAAGGGAUCCUUGCCGGAGAGCUCAAGCACGGCCCUCUUGCCUUAAUCGACGAGAACAUGCCGGUGAUCAUCAUUAUGACCCAGGAUUCUCUAUACCCCAAGGUUCAAUCUGCAUUUGCCCAAAUCACUGCCCGCAAAGCACAGCCUAUUGUCCUCUGCAACGAGGGUGACGACGGCAUCCCAGCUAAUGCAAAGACUAUUCGCGUGCCAAAGACUGUGGACUGUCUGCAGGGUUUGCUCAACAUCAUACCCCUCCAGCUUUUAGCCUACCAUUUGGCGGUGAAGAAUGGAUGCGAUGUUGAUUUCCCUCGCAAUUUGGCCAAGUCUGUGACUGUCGAAUAAGCGAAGUUACCCUUCUUUGGAUUACGCAUGGAUUCCAUCAUGAACUUUUUUUUCUUUUAUCAAGCCAUUGGACCCCCCUCUUCUCCUCACCCUCCCCAUCUUUGUACGUAGGUCGAAGUAUAAUGGACAGUACAAAAGUUACUGGCAUGUAGUUUUUACGGUGUACUUGGGUGUCACCCCAUCUUUUUCACGGACGGCUUAGUACUAGUAGGUUGGUCAGUUUGUUGAAAUGUCAACCUGGAAAUAUCUUGUC